AUGGAAGGGGACGCCCCACCCAUUUGGCCAGAGUCCACCUCCAACCUUCGCCGCCGAUCGUCCCCGCCGAUUCUCAAUCCGGUGGUGCUAAUCUUACUGUUGCCAAUCCUUACAUUGCUUGUCAUUUUUUUCUUGAUACCCCCAUUAAUUUCUCACACCUCUCAUGUCCUCCGUCCCAACUCGGUGAAGAAGAGCUGGGACUCACUCAACAUUCUACUUGUAUUGUUUGCUAUUCUCUGUGGAGUUAUUGCCAGGAGAAACGACGACGUGCCGGCCAGCAAUGAGGGCGACGGUAGCGUUGCUUCAAAUGCUUCUUUCGCUACUAAAUCUCAGGCUUCAAGUUCGAGUCAAUGGUUCGAGGAUUCUGAUCGCAGAGCGUAUGGUUCUCCGGUGAUGGAGGCAGAGCCAACCGCUGGUGGCCGCUUGAGGAGGAGAAGCUCGUAUCCGGAUCUGAGGCAAGUCCAGUGGUGGGAGACCGGAGAUAAUCAGUUCCGGUUUUUUGAUGAUUCCGAACUGUACAUGGACCGAUCGUCGCCCGCUCCGCAGCCCCUUCGCCGCCGUGAGCGGCGGAGUGAGGUGGAGAGGGAUGAUUCUGAUAUUAAAGUCAUUCCGGUGGACAGAUUUGAAGUUCGUGAUUCAACUAGCGCUCCUCCACCGCCGAAGUCGCCGCCGCCGCCGCCUCCUCCUCCCCGGCCUCGUCCGCCGCCGGAGAGCUUGAAACCUAGGCGAUCACUUCGAAGUGCUCCACGAGAAAAACGAAGCGACAGUGAGUUUCAUUUUGUCCAAAACCGAUCUCCGCCUACUACGCCGCCGCCGGCACAGCCAGAGUUGCACCGAGCGGAAGAAAAGAAGAUGAGCAGAAGUGACCGGAAAAAGAGUGGCUCCGCGAAGGAACUCGCAAGUGCUAUAGCUAGUUCCAUAUACAGUCAGAGAAAGCGAAAGAGGAAGCAGAAGACUAGGAACAUUUAUGACAAUUCACAUCAGUCUCCACCAUCUUCUCUGCAUUCAGUGCCGCCACCGCCUCCUCCUCCUCCGCCUCCUCCACCGUCGGUCUUCCAUAACCUGUUCAGAAAAGGAAACAAAAAUAAGCGAGUUCAUUCCGUUUCCCCUCAUCAUCCGCCGCCGCCGCCCCCGCCCCCUCCUCCACCGCCGCGUUCAAUGUUCAAUAAUAUCUUCAAAACUGGAAGCAAAAAUAAGCGAGUCCAAUCUCCCUUCUCGUCUACUCCGCCACCGCCUCCUCCUCCACCGCCUCCUUCAUCGAUCUUCAACAGCAUAUUCAAAACCGGUAUCCGAAGUAAGCGCUUUCACUCAGUCUCCACUACUCCACCGCCACCGCCACCGCCAGAACCUCCAAUAUCAACACCCACAUUCAGACGAACAACUCAAAUGCCGCCACCUCCCCCGCCACGCACUCCUCCACCGGCGCCGGAGACACCACGGGGGGGAACCGCCGGCCGGCCGCCGUUGCCCACGAAAGUGAGUGGCUACUACGAAGUAGACGGGAAUGUGAACGAUGGCGGGCAGUCCCCGGCGAUCCCAGUUCCUCCGGCACCGCCUCCGCCGCCGUUCGGAAUGCCGGAGAUGAAGUUUGUGGCGCGGGGUGAUUUUGUUAGUGUACGGAGCUCCCAUAGCUCUCGCUGCAGUUCUCCUGGUUUAGAUGACGUCGACGCUUCAUCAGAGGGGAUGGACGGUAGAGAUGCGACCUGUCCAAGCCCAGAUGUUAACAUAAAGGCCGAUUCCUUUAUUGCUAUGCUGAAGGGUGAAUGGAGAUUGGAGAAGAUGAACUCAAUGCGAGAGAAGUGGAACAUGGGCCAGGGCCCAGGCCCAAGAACCCACCAGGUUUGA
Molecule: messenger RNA, 1845 nt
Organism: Diospyros lotus (date-plum)
Lineage: Eukaryota; Viridiplantae; Streptophyta; Magnoliopsida; Ericales; Ebenaceae
Product: pollen-specific leucine-rich repeat extensin-like protein 1
Exons: 1
Coding region: 1-1845 (614 amino acids)
Source: RefSeq, a predicted model, not a curated record